GGGGCCCGGGUUGAUAACCCAUGCAUGAAGCUUCUUCUCUUGUGACCAGAGCCCCGUGGUCAGUGCGGCGUAAAUGGCUCCCCUGCCCCCAGGCAUUCGCUUCAUCGUCUCAUUCUCCCGGGAUCAGUGGUACAGAGCCUUCAUUUUUAUUUUGACAUUUUUGCUGUAUGCAAGCUUCCACUUAUCCCGAAAGCCUAUCAGCAUAGUUAAGGGCGAGCUGCACAGAUACUGCACUACCCUGCACGAGGGGCAAGUCCAGUUCAACAGCUGGAACCAGAAAGCCAGUGGCGCGCCUCACCGCCAGCCGGCAGACAACGAGACGGACUGUAGCUGGGCCCCGUUUGACCAGGACAACUACCAGCAGCUGCUCGGGGCCCUGGAUUACUCGUUUCUGUGCGCCUACGCCAUUGGCAUGUACCUGAGCGGCAUCAUAGGGGAGCGCCUGCCCAUUCGGUACUACCUCACGUUUGGGAUGCUGGCUAGUGGUGCUUUCACCGCCCUCUUCGGGUUAGGCUAUUUCUACAACAUCCACAGUUUGGGAUUCUACGUGGUAACUCAGAUCAUCAACGGACUGGUGCAGACCACCGGCUGGCCCAGCGUCGUCACCUGCCUCGGCAACUGGUUUGGGAAAGGAAGGCGGGGCUUGAUCAUGGGGGUCUGGAAUUCGCACACCUCCGUGGGCAACAUCUUGGGAUCCUUGAUUGCUGGCUACUGGGUGUCCACGUGCUGGGGCCUGUCCUUCAUCGUCCCCGGGGCCAUCGUGGCAGCCAUGGGCAUAGUGUGCUUUCUCUUUCUCAUCGAGCAUCCGAAGGACAUCGCCUGCUUCUCGUCCCUGGCGGCGCCGAAGGGCUGUGAGAACGGCACGCACAGGUUCCGGCUGCAGAAGCAGAUCUUCACUGACGACAAGAACAAGCUCCUGGUGAGUCGGACCAGCCUCCGCUGCUUUGCAGAGGACCCCGAGCUGCAGUGCUUGCUGCCGUCCGACGGGAAGCACCCCGUCCAUCAGAGCCAUGUUGUGGUCCUCCCAGCCGACAGCGGGGGCAGCAUGGCUGCCAUCAGCUUCACCGGGGCCUUGAGGAUCCCGGGUGUGAUCGAGUUCUCUCUGUGCUUGCUGUUCGCGAAGUUGGUCAGCUAUACGUUCCUCUUCUGGCUUCCUCUGUACAUCACAAACGUGGAUCACCUGGACGCCCGACAAGCCGGGGAGCUCUCCACCCUGUUUGAUGUGGGCGGGAUUUUUGGUGGGAUCUUGGCAGGUGUGAUCUCAGACAGACUAGAGAAAAGGGCAUCCACCUGUGGCCUGAUGCUGCUGCUGGCGGCCCCGACGCUCUACACGUUCUCCACCAUCAGCAAAAUGGGCCUGGAAGCCACUGUCGCCAUGCUGCUCCUGAGUGGGGCCCUGGUCAGCGGGCCGUACGCCCUGAUCACGACCGCCGUCUCCGCCGACCUGGGCACACACAAAAGUCUCAAGGGAAACUCGCAUGCCCUCGCCACUGUGACUGCCAUCAUCGACGGGACUGGCUCUGUAGGAGCGGCCCUGGGCCCUCUGCUGGCCGGGCUCCUGUCCCCGUCUGGGUGGAACAACGUGUUCUACAUGCUGAUGUUCGCGGACGCCUGCGCCUUACUGUUCCUGAUCCGCCUCAUUCACAAGGAGCUGAGCUGCCCGGGGUCUGCGGCCGGGGACCAAGUUCUGUUCAAGGAACACUGACCCCUCAAGUCCCCUGGAGGGAGGCUGGGCCUUUCCUUCACACACUGUCAAGGAAAAGUUCAAAUAAAGGAUCCUGUGUUGGAAAGAGCGGUAUCCCCUUGCCUUUUGCACACAUCCCUGGAAAAGACACAAAAGACACCUUGAGAAGUCCGGGUCCUGUUUCGGGCGAGCUGUGGGACUCACGACGGCAUCCAGGAGGUGCGGGAAGUGCUGUGUCCACGGCGGAGCCUGGGACGCCCGACGGGACAGGCGGGCACCCCAGCAGCUGCUCGGGACUGGCGGGGGGGUGCUCGGGAGCCGGGGUGGCUCAGGUGUCCCAGUCUGGAAUGUGAGAGCAGGUGAGCGCCACGCUGGCGGGGACCAGAUCCCGCAGUGGGUGCCCGAAUGCAGCC
Messenger RNA from Lontra canadensis (Northern American river otter), 2097 nucleotides. It is a transcript of the gene SLC37A1, whose product is annotated as solute carrier family 37 member 1. The record is from RefSeq and is a predicted model, not a curated record. Gene Ontology annotation, biological process: phosphate ion transmembrane transport; glucose-6-phosphate transport. The coding region runs from base 74 to 1705 and encodes 543 amino acids. The transcript has 19 exons. Lineage: Eukaryota; Metazoa; Chordata; Mammalia; Carnivora; Mustelidae. Gene Ontology annotation, cellular component: endoplasmic reticulum membrane. Gene Ontology annotation, molecular function: glucose 6-phosphate:phosphate antiporter activity.